UGACGUCACUAAAACCAGGUAGUCACUGUCAAUCAACCCUUCCGUCCAACUACAUUCACUCAUAACGGCUCGAGCUUCCGCGCCCAAGCGCCGUCGUCAUGGUGCGGCUCGUAGAGUACCCAGAGAGCUCAGACGACGAGCGCGACGUGCAGUCCGACGAAGGUAGCCAGUGGUCUUCCUAUGGAGAGGUCCCUUCGAGCCCCACGGACUCGUUCUCGUGCCCCAUGCAGUCUCCAGAGAGCGACGAGGACGAGGACGAAGACUACGCGCCGUCCGAGACGUCGUUGGGUGAUGCAGGCUCUGUCACGAGCUCCGUGGACACAGACGACUUGGAUCCAGACAACGAGAUGGACGUGCAGCAGUCGGAUUCCAAGAUGGACACUUUGGACGGGACAGAGGAGGAUGAGGUCAUUGACUUGACCCAACAGGACAAGAACAACGGAGUUUUCUAUGCGUGGAAGGACCUUAAAGCGGCUUUCGACGACAAUCCGUUCAAGCGACGCAAUGUGGAGACAGAGGAAGAUGGAGAAGCAGAUGAAGAGGGAGAGGAGCAGCAGACGGAGGCUGAGGGUACAAAGAAGGCCAAUUUGUUCGACGUGGACGCAGGACAGUGGAGUUUCCACGCGGGUUUUGAGCCUGGAGUGGCGGACAAGAAGCCAGCGAGGAGACGAGCGUCUGCAACUCAGCACCGCCCCACGGGAGUGUCGCCGAGGUUCUCGACGUUGUUUACUGAGGACAAGAAUAUGAAUACUGCACAGAGCAAUACGAGUGCAGAUUUUUCGAUGGAUAGUUCGGUUGAGAAACAGGAUAAAGUUUCUGAAGAUAAACCAGAGCCAGCGUUUAGCUUCCCGACGGUGGAGAUUCCAGUGCCCAAGACACCGAGUUUUACAUUUGGAAAGACAGGAUCGACUACGUUUAAUGACGAUACGCACAUGCGCAGUCCUAGUCCACGGCAUUCUGCUAGCACACCUUUUGUGCCGGUUGAUGGUGGAUUUACUAUUGGGCAAAGCGGAAAGCCUCCGAAACCCUAUAACUUUGCUGGUCACGGUGCAGACAAAUUCUCUUCGAAGGCACCACCACCGAUAAAGAUCGUGGAUAAUGGAAUCGACACUCAUAUGAAGAGUCCAGGUCCACAAGUUAAGCCUGCGAAUCGAACGCCGAAUGGGGAGUUUCUGUUUGGACAAGGGUACAAGAAUCGAAACCCGUUUACCUUGUCACGACAAAACAGCAGCGAAUCUGUUCGCGCGUCUGGGUCGCCUUCAACUACAGCAACAGGAUCUUCAUGGGGAUCAAGUGCUCCCAUUGGUGGCGCUUCGGCUGGAAGGUUCGGCCCCAAUAAGGAACCCAGUGCUGCUUCUGCGAUCUUCACGACUGGCGUAGCUGGACCAAGCUCGCAACAGCGGCAUUCUGAUCGACGGAAGAAAAAAUCAAGCGCAGGAUCAGCUUUUGUGCCUCAGCCAAAAAGCGGCACGAACUCGUCGCCUUUCGGUGUCUCGUCAUCAAUUCCUACGUUUGGAUCGUCGUCUUUUCAAGCUGCAACAGCCACUCGCGAUCGACCAAAUGCAUCGAGCAUAUUCGGGACUAUGUCACAUACACAAACAAGCGAGACGACCUCAGCGAUGCCGUCGAAGCAGUCAUCCACAAGCAAUACUGGCGCGUCGUACGUAUUUGGGAGCGCACAAGCUAACCCGUUUCAGACACCUGGUUCCUCUCCAUUCCGGACUGGCAGUUUUGGCUCGACCAGCAGCUCGACGACGGCAAACACUGACACGAGCGAACAGAUUUUGUUUGGUAACGGUACUUCACGCCACCCAUUUCAAUUUGGGGAAGCCACGACCAACUCGCAGACAGAAGCAACCGCGUCUCCUUUUACCGGAUUACAUGGCAGUGGUUCAACUUUGACGUUUGAUGGCUUCCAGAUUGGUAGCUCAAACACAAAAAAGAAUUCACGAGUCCGCCCCAGGAAAAGCGGAAUGUUCACAAACAAGAACAGUCCAAGAAAGGAUGCCAAGCUUGGUGCAACUGAGCCAGAACCAUCGCCUGGGCUUGCUUCCUCGUCUCCAACUACACCAUCUCCGUUCGGUAUGCACCAGAGACGCAGCCGCAAGAAUGCUCGUCUUCGGCGUCAUGGACGCAGUCCUCCUGCAGAUCCGUUUGUGACGCCUACUUUCCAGAGCCACUCGACGUCAUCGCCGUUUGUAUCAGCUGAUGCUGUGAGACCUACCGCUAAGAAAAGUGAAGCUCCGACUGCAAGUACUAACCCUUUUGCCGCUUUCCAGACACAGCAGAACAAAAGCAGCGAUCAAAAUCCAAGUCAGUCAAAUGAAUCAUCUCAACCAGUCAAAGCUGCUGAACGGACAGCUCGUCCUGCUUUCGCUGGAUCACGUCGUAUCCUUCGUGCAGCACUUCGUAACGUUGGAGCUCGUGGGGACCGUGCGCGAUCAGCUCCGCCCACAACGAGCAACCAUGUCGAGGGUGACGCUGAGAUGGAUAGCGAAGAUGAGCGUGACUGGGAGGAGCUCAAGCGUUUUGGUGGUGUGGCUCACUGCUCUAGGAAAUACCAAGAGGCUGCAGAGUAUUACCGCCAGAGUAUCGAGGUCCUCGACUCGCUUCUGUAUCAUGGCGCGAUUGAGGACUCGACCGAGAUCCGAACUGACAAGGCCAAGCUCCACGCGAAUCGAGCGGCAUCUCUGAUGAUGCUGAUGCAGAUCACUGAAGCUCAGCAAGAAUGUCGACGGUCGAUUGAAGUGGAUGCAACUUAUGCACGAGCGUAUCUGCGCUUGGGUCGAAUCCAAGUGCUACUGGGCGAUACUGCCCAUGCUCAAGCGAACCUGGACACUGCGAGGCAGUUGAUGGAAGGACAGGGAGGUCACGUUCGAACAGGUGAUCAAACAGACCAUGCUUCGCUUACCAAGAUGGAAGAGACGAUCAAGAAGUUGACGGCGUUACAAGGGGAAAUCAAGUGGUAUGUUGACUCCGGCGACUUCAAACAGGCCCUCGCACACACCGACAGUGCUCUAAUUCUCGCGCCAAGUAGCCGGAAGCUGCAGGUCCAGAAGGGCCGAAUCCUACUUCACCAAAGGGAUUUCGAUCAAGUUGUUGAGUUUUGUGACUCUAUUAUCGAGAAGCAGCAAGCAAGUCAACGGAAAGCGUCAAAACCCGUGGGUAGAGACGGAAUGAGCGUCAAGACGCUGAAAGAUCAAACGGUGGAGAAGAUUACAGUUCUCGGUAUUGACCUGGGACUGUUGUGGGCAUCUUCGCUGCAUUACCAGAAUAAAGUCGAAGGCGCAGUGCGGAUACUUAACGCUCUUGAAGCUGUGGCACCUUGCAGCUCUCACGUGAUUCAAUUGAAGCGACAGUGGCAAGAGAUGAAGCAACUCAAGCACAACGGCAAUGAACGGUUCAAGCGAGGAGAAUUCCAAGAAGCAGUGCGCUUUUACUCAGAGGCGGUGCAGAUCGACCCACAGCAUCAUGAGUUCUGCGCGAUUAUUUACUGCAAUCGUGCAGCAGCUCAGAUGGGACUGGAACGGUAUCACACUGCGAUCCUCGACUGUAACGAAGCAUUGCAACGGAAGCCAAACUACCCGCGUGCGCUGCUCCGUAGAGCUCGCUGUCAUGUAGCGUUGGAAAUGUAUCAUGAAGCUGUUAAGGACUUUGAUCGAUAUCUGCGCGAACAACCGCGCGACAAGCCUGCUGACGCCACUCUGGACGUUCGACGUGAGCGGAACGAGGCGAAGGCAGCGAUCGCUAAAGCUCGAGAAGAAGCCAGACAGCGAGAGGCGGCGAGGAAGCGCGCAGAGCGGGAACAACGUCAGAGACGCCAACGCCGCUGGGAAGAACCGUCGUGGACUGACAGCAACUUCUUCGAGAAUUUCCGACGUAACAAUAGUAGCAAUGGCUACGGAAGCAGCAGACACCAAUCGUCUGGUGGAAGUCGGGCGUCGUUCAUGGCGCCAAAGACCCAAAGACGCACACACUACGACGUUCUGGGGAUUGAAAAGGCUGCAACGACCGACCAGAUCAAGAAGGCGUAUCGCAAGCUGGCUCUAGUGUAUCAUCCAGGUAAGUUAUUUGUUACUGGUGGGUUUGUGGUGGAGUGAUCAGUAACCGUUUGGUUGUUAUGCAGAUAAAGCGAAGACGUCCACACACGCGGAUUUGUUCAAGGAGAUGACAGCCGCGUACAAUGUGCUUUCCGACGAAAGCGCACGCUCCAAGUACGACCGAGAGCUCAUGUACAACAGGUUUGGCAACUUCUACGAGAAUUAAGUGUUCUGUCGAAAAGCACAGCAGCAUUCAACUAGCAGAAUGCGAUGACUUAUUAUUCAAAAAGACCUGCUCGGUGGUUGAAAGGACGACAUUAGGAAUAAUCUUACGAGUUUCCCGAUCCGUCACUGCCAAGACCUUUAACUUGACCAGCUAAACAACGAGUCGCUGUCUCCAUCUUGUAGCAAAGGUGCUUGACUCGAUACGAAGCUGAUCGCUGCGGUCCGAACACUAUCGGUGCGCUAUAGAAAUGGUGACAUCACCAAAGAGGACGUCAGCUUCAAGAAGACAGAAAAACACCCAGCGAUAUCGUUCUCAAUGCCAUACACGUUAGAAUGAACUUAUGUCUACUGUAGUGUAAGUAGUCAUUGUACUUAAAAGUAGUGAGUCCCAACUGAUCUUCACUCG
Messenger RNA from Phytophthora nicotianae INRA-310, 4671 nucleotides. RefSeq lists its product as hypothetical. The coding region runs from base 99 to 4100 and encodes 1333 amino acids. NCBI's taxonomy places the organism in Eukaryota, Oomycota, Peronosporomycetes, Peronosporales, Peronosporaceae. Gene Ontology annotation, molecular function: protein binding. The transcript is spliced from 2 exons. The record is from RefSeq and is a predicted model, not a curated record.